UAUACAUCCCAUCACCCUUUAAACGAACCCGCACCAUUUUCCACAUCUCCAUAUCGAGAGAGAGAGAGAGAUAUGUCUGCAGUCGUUUUUGUCUUUUUGCUCCUAGCAGCCGCGGCAUCCGCUUCAAAAGAUGAGUGCGUGUACACGGCGUACGUGAAGACGGGCUCCGUCAUCAAGGGCGGGACGGACUCCAGGAUCAGCCUCUCACUCGGCGACUCGCGGGGAAAGGAGUUGAAAGUCCGAGAUCUGGAGGACUGGGGUCUGAUGGGCCCCACCUACGACUACUACGAGCGGGGCAACCUCGACAUAUUCAGUGGCCGUGGCCCUUGCUUGAGUUGGCCCAUCUGCCGCCUCAACCUCACAUCCGACGGCUCCGGAGACCACCACGGCUGGUUCUGCGAGUACGUGGAGGUGACAGCCACUGGGCCCCACAAGUCCUGCAGCCAGACCAUCUUCUACGUCCGCCAGUGGCUCGCCACCGACGCCCCUCCCUACGAGCUCACCGCCGUCCUCGACGGCUGCUCGCAGAUUCCACCUGCGGUGGGCGGUAGAUCGGGGCCUCUCCUUGUUGGGAAUCCGCUGGAAUUUGACGCUACCCAGUAACGCGAUAACAGAGCUCUUUUGGGGUUUUGCAUUUCCAAUGCUUUGAGAGGAUGUGAUGUUGGAAUCCCUGUGUUGUGUUUGGGGGUUUUGAAAGCCCUCCUGUGUUCCUUUUUAAGAAGUUUUGAAUGGAGUAUUAUGUGGCUUGUUUAGAUGUAUUUGAUGAUUUUAAGGCUCUCUCGUUCCUUU
Magnolia sinica is the source of this 789-nucleotide messenger RNA. Its product is annotated as PLAT domain-containing protein 3-like. The coding region runs from base 73 to 603 and encodes 176 amino acids. NCBI's taxonomy places the organism in Eukaryota, Viridiplantae, Streptophyta, Magnoliopsida, Magnoliales, Magnoliaceae. The transcript is spliced from 2 exons. Gene Ontology annotation, molecular function: protein binding. The record is from RefSeq and is a predicted model, not a curated record.